GCCAGGCCAACCACCAUCACGACCAACACCUUCUUCGUCACCAACUGCACCCCACUGGAAACUACCAGAUACAAUCGCUUCGGACUCCAUAGUCAUUCCCACCACUGCGACGCUCUCGCAUCCUCCGUCUUGCCUUCAUAAAGCGCAACCAUGACGUCGAUAGGUACCGGAUACGAUCUUACCAACUCUGUCUUCUCGCCCGAUGGACGCAACUUCCAGGUCGAGUACGCAGUCAAGGCAGUCGAGAAUGGAGGUACAGCAGUGGGCAUACGGUGCAAGGAUGGUGUGGUGCUAGCUCUGGAGAAGCUCGUCUCCAGCAAGCUCAUGAAGAAGGACGCAAACAGCCGGAUAGCUACUGUCGACCGGAAUAUCGGUGUGGUCCACUCUGGCCUUCUGCCUGAUGGACGGCACUUCGUAUCCCGCGCGCGCGACGAGGCCUCACAAUGGCGCGGAACCUACAAGGCACCCAUUCCAACCGCCUCUCUCGCAUCCCGCAUGGGCGCCUACGUGCAAGCAUACACCCUCUACUCGUCUGUACGACCAUUUGGUAUCACGGCAAUUGUGGGAGGUUGGGAUGCCGAGACAGAGCUCGAUGUUGAUGGUGCAGUUGGCAGCGGACCGAGUGUCGGUGCAGGUGGCAAGGCCCAGGGUGUGAAGGAAGGUGGGCCGUUCCUCUACAUGAUUGAGCCCUCGGGGCUGUACUGGGGAUACUACGGCGCUGCAACAGGCAAGGGACGACAGACGGCAAAGUCAGAGCUGGAGAAGUUGAAGCUGGAUCCCAAGGACGGCGAGACGAUCAGCCUGGAGCAGGGUGUCAAGGAGGCAGCCCGUAUCAUCUACGCUGCACACGAGGACAGCAAAGACAAGGAGUUUGAGCUCGAGUUGACUUGGAUCAGCUCUGUCAAUGGACCGACAAAGGGCAGACACGAGGCUGUACCAAAGGAGCUCAAGGAAGAGGCAGAGCGUCUUGCAAAGAUUGCACUCGAAGGUGAGGACGAAGAAGAGGAGAAGAUGGAGGAGUAGAUUGAUGUGAUGGACUGUAAGAUACAACAAGUGCAUACGGUGAAGUCGCAAGCAUAGAGCGGCGUAUGAGUUCAUGGACCAUGAUGGCCUAGGCGUAGAGACGCUUCUGAAAAGACGCAUGG
This is a messenger RNA of Sphaerulina musiva SO2202, 1145 nucleotides long. Its product is annotated as proteasome subunit alpha type-3. The record is from RefSeq and is a predicted model, not a curated record. Lineage: Eukaryota; Fungi; Ascomycota; Dothideomycetes; Mycosphaerellales; Mycosphaerellaceae. Gene Ontology annotation, biological process: ubiquitin-dependent protein catabolic process. The transcript has 3 exons. Gene Ontology annotation, cellular component: nucleus; proteasome core complex, alpha-subunit complex; proteasome core complex. Bases 151 to 1023 code for a protein of 290 amino acids.